CGUUUCUCAUUCACAACCCUUUUCUCCGCUCUCUCUCUCUCCUCUCCUCUUCUACUCACUCCCCUUUCAUCUCAAUCUCGUUUCUAGGGCUUUCUAUCUCUCUGUCUCUCGCCGUUUUGCUCAAUCUUCUCGCUCGUAUAUGCAAUGCAUGUGGAUACGCAAUUCAAUCCGAGUUAGAUGUAGGGAGAAAGAGAGAGAGGGAUUUGAUCUGUGCCUCUAGGAAUUCUCUUGUUCUCGAGGUUUAAUGGAGCGUCGCGGCCGAUCGGAGAUCGGAUAAGAGUGGAUAUCCGGAUCGGUUCUUGGAUAAUUCAGUUUGUAUCUUGUUUUGAUUUUUUAUCUUAAUUCGCUGUUUGAUUGUUUGUCCAAGGGGGAGUUUGCUUGGAGUGAAGGGAGUCGGCCAUGGCGUCACCUGUUCCAGCGAAGUCGCAGCCGCUGCACAACUUCUCGUUGCCGCAUUUGAAAUGGUCGAAGAACCAAGCGAGCAGUCAACACCAGCGCGGUAGGAGGCCGGCCGGCGGAGGGGAUUCUUCGCCGCCGGUGGACGCGGCGGCGCGGCGGCAGUCUCCGCUGCUUGAUAUGCCGCGGCGGCAUUCUCCGAUGCGGGAUUCGGCUUCCGAGUCGGACGCCGGGUACGCUUCCGAGAAUCGGAGGAAGUCGGUGCACGAGAGUGGGGUGACUGGAAUCGUGUUCCCAACUGCUGAUCAUAAGAACGAGAAAUCGGAGAAGAAACUGGCGGUCUCGGAGGUGGAUGGUGCUGGAGGUAAAGAAGGCAGAUCGAAGCUCUAUAUUCGGCUGCCUGCGAAGAACAAGCCUAAUGGUGUUCAAGAUGAAGCGAAAGCCGUUGCUGAGGAAGGAGAACUGGAAGAAUCGGUGGCAAAGACGUGGAAUUUGAGGCCAAGAAAGCCCAUAAGCAAGCAAUCGAAUUUGAACGGGGGACCAUCCAAAGUUGGAAAACUGUUUUCUCAGGAAAACAAACCUCAAUCGCAGCAGGCGAUACAUAAUCGCAUGGAGCUAAUUCGCUCGCGUGGCGGUUCUGAAGCGGAGGCGGCGUCCAAGAAAGACAAGAAGCGAAAGUUCUCGGUUUCGCUUUCUCGGCAAGAGAUUGAGGAGGAUAUCUUUGCGAUUACUGGAUCAAAACCAGCGAGGAAGCCAAAGAAGAGGGCCAGGGCUGUUCAGAAGCAACUAGACAACCUGUUUCCAGGUCUGUGGCUCACUUCAAUAACCCCCGACUUGUACAAAGUCUCUGAAAACCCAACGAAGGGUUAGUAAAUCUAGAUGCAGAUUAUGGUCCUUCAGGUGCCUUCUGGAACUUUAAAGGCUUGUGACUUCUCAAUUUUUGUAACCUCAUUGGAAAGUAAAACUAAAGAGCAAGGCAAAGACUGAAGGAGAAAUAAGUGCAUUCUUCUUUUUCCCUGUUUCUUUUAUCUAUUUUGGGUUAAGCUUCAGAGAUCAACUGCAAAUGCUUACCAGUUUAGUUUCUAUGAGAAGCUUUCAGAUGUACAUAUGAAUUAUCUGAUGACCUAAUAGAUGUUUGUUUUGAAAA
Diospyros lotus (date-plum) is the source of this 1543-nucleotide messenger RNA. RefSeq lists its product as uncharacterized. The transcript has 3 exons. NCBI's taxonomy places the organism in Eukaryota, Viridiplantae, Streptophyta, Magnoliopsida, Ericales, Ebenaceae. The coding region runs from base 400 to 1266 and encodes 288 amino acids. The record is from RefSeq and is a predicted model, not a curated record.